CCAGCGUCGCAACUGGGCGAUGCGCCUCCAAGCAGAUCCUCUACCUUUCUGGAUUUGACAUUCCCAUCGCAGCCUGCAUCCUCACAUCUGAGUGACAUUCAGCCGUCAGUGAUUUCCUCAGCUUGCGUCAGUCUAAUUUUGACAGAAAACUAUUCACAAGACAAGGUUUUCGGCUGUAUAUCCGAAAACUGACCACUCGCAACAGGCAUUUUAUUCCCUCUUGAACGAUCCCCUGUGGGAGGAUUUGCUUUCAAAAUAUUUUAUUUUGAAACCAGCCAGAGACAGCUGAUAACUUGAUCGGAGAUGGUUCAGGAAACGCCGGACAAACUCGCUUGAUUUGGGUGAUUUUUGUCCUCAGUUUGUGUCUAUUGGAGGCUCGAAAGCAUCUUCAGACAGACCGCAGGGAGCAGAGGAGGCUGUUAGACCGUCUACAGGCUGUUGUAAGGUGGGCAGGAGCAACCAGCAGCCAUGCUGUCAUUGGACGAGCCGCUGGACUUGAAGCUUCCCUCAGGACGGACAGAUGGUCCACUCAGAUUAGGAAAGAGGGCUUGUCCCUCCUCUAUCUGCGCCCCUCUCAGCGUCACACGACCACGCCUGCUGUGCACAACCUUUCCGUCUCCACCCUCCUCCCCAGAGUCCCAGACUUCCCCUCAAGAGCGACCCGGGUCCUGCUUCAGUCCUCCAGCCAUGGACCUCAGCCUGUCACCCUCCUCCCGCCAUGCCUCCUCCCUCUCCCCGUCUCCUUCCUCCCCUUCCUCCCCCUUCCCCUCCUCCCCCCUGGAGUCCCCUCACAGCAGCAGAAGCCCUCAGCCGCAUCUCUUCUCACGGGAACCAGCUCGUCAUCCAGGUCUGGAGGGCGGCGCUUCACCAAAGGGUUAUCCAUUUUAUCUGCCGAUUGGCAGCCCACCGAGGGCGUACAGCUUUCCCUCCUCUAUCUUCAUCGGUCCGAACAGAGAGAAGCAAGUUUCACCAGAGCCCUCACUGGACGGUCAGCUGGCCUGCCGUUGGAUGAAGUGCCACCUGCUGUUCGACUCGCUGCAGGACUUGGUGGAUCACAUCAACGACUUCCACGUCAAGCCUGACAAGGACUCUGGAUACUGCUGUCAGUGGGAGGGCUGUGCUCGUAACGGCAGGGGCUUUAAUGCCAGGUAUAAAAUGCUGAUUCAUAUCCGCACACACACCAAUGAGAAGCCGCACCAUUGUCCCACCUGUAACAAGAGCUUCUCACGGCUGGAGAACCUGAAGAUACACACCCGCUCACACACAGGAGAAAAACCCUACAUCUGCCCUUAUGAAGGCUGCAGCAAACGUUACUCCAACUCUAGCGACCGCUUCAAACACACCCGCACCCACUACGUUGACAAGCCAUACUACUGCAAGAUGGCAGGCUGCCUGAAGCGCUACACAGAUCCCAGCUCGUUACGCAAGCACAUCAAAGCCCAUGGGCACUUUGUUGCCCAGGAGCAAGGUGCUCCGAGCAGGCUGGGGGCGGGGCUAGGCCUCGCCGGGCACCAGAGUGCAGCUGAGCAGCCCUCCGUAGGCGGGGCCCACAUCCUCAUCCCUGGGGCUGCUGCAGCUCUUCUUGGAGGCCUGGGGACCUCUUUGCCUCUCUCUGCUUUCUGCCACGCCAGAGCCCUGGGCCACCACAGGGCACCACUCUUCUCCAUGGGCGGAGGGAGCGGCAUGGGUCCGCUCAGCCUCUCAGACUCUCCUCUGCUACACUUUGGACUUUCAGCUGCAUCAGUGUUGGGGCUGGGAGCACUUGGAGGUCUGGGACGGAUGGCAGGGAAGGAGACAGAAGGCGAAGAGGAGGAGGAGGAUGGAGAGGAGGGGGAGGUGCUGAACCUGUCUGCAGGAGUGGGGCACAGACGAAGUGACCCUUUGUCCUGGGUGGUUGUUCCCCCGAGGGCACUCCUCCUCAAACCAGCUGUUGUCAGCUAAGGUGUGCACUCAGCGAUGCAUAGAACCAGGGAGUGUGUGUUUUUCUGUGUCCAUGGUUGAGUGUGUGUGUGUGUGUGUGUGUGUGUGCAUGUGAGGGAUCAAGGGUAGCUGACACCUGCAGAGCCAUAAAAAGCACUUCAGUCAUUCCAGCCCAGAAACAACUAAAGACAGACUGAUAGACUGAAGGACACAAGUCUGUGUUGAGUCUACAAAGCCUGCACAAGAACUUGUUGGGUUGUGUGUUGGGUUGCAAAGGUUUUACACUUUAAAGGGUCAGUUCGUCCAAAUGACAAAAAGUAUUUUAAAAAAGUACCCUUAGUGAUAUCUGGCCGUGCAGAUCUAUCUACAUCUACUGACAUUUUAAGGUAUUUUUCUUAGAUUUUAGUAAAAACAGCAUUAAAAAGGACAUUUGAAAGAUUUAACACUAACUUUUCUUUUUAUAAAGUUCUUAUCCACAGGCGUCACUGUGAACACUUUCUUUAUUUGCACGACUUUGCAAUAAGAUUUUUCAAAUGUAAUUAAAGCCAGGCAAAGGAUAGCAUUGGAAAUAGGUCAUUUUAUACAGACAUUUAUGGUCCCCAGAAGAUGAAUCCUACCAGCCGGUGUGAUCCUUUGACCUUUCGUCUAACGCCAUCAUCAGGUCAACAUUUUAAUUUGGAACCCUGUCUCCUAGAAACUACGUUUGUAUGUAACUAAACUUUCUUAAUUACAUAGUGGCAACGUGAUUGCUGCCUAAAGUUUCUUUCAGGUAACAAUACACUACAUUCAUGUAUCAAGUAGACUUCAGAGGGAGGUGUUUGGGUUGCUUUGGGUUUGAAUCUGGGUUCCUGUCUUACGUUUAGGUAACAAAUGCGCUUUGGUUGCUGAUACCUUCAGUAUCAGUAUUUUUGCAACAUGGUAGACACAUUUUAGCAACAUUUUCCCGUGAUGUUACCAGAAAACGUAAUCUGCUUGGCAUUAAAUUUCCCUCAAAAUGUAUUUGUCAUUUUAAAUUAGUUUCUAGGAGACAGGGCAAUUUGUCCAAUUCUUUGGCCACUUACCUGCAAAAAUACGACAUCCACAUCAAAAUUCUUUGCGUUUAUCGCUUAUAACAAAAUGUAAGCAUGCCAACAUGCCAAAUUAAGAUUAAAAUUAAAAUUGCUAACAUCUUAUUUGCUUAGCAUUAGCCUGUCCUGUUGCAAUGCCAUGAGCCUUACAUAUCAAACUCCUAACUGUAUAUAGCAGAUGUUUUUGAGGUGGAUAUCUCUAAACCACAUCUGUCUGCAUGGCUUGAUAUCACAUAAGUGAGAAAUAUGUUUGAAUCAGAUGAACUGACCCUUUAAUAUUCAUUGAUUCACCCAGUGACUGUAUAAAAAGAUGGGCAACAUGCCUCCACUUCCUCCAGACUGUACAAAAAUGAUGUCAAAAUAUCCUGAACAUGGCCACUGCCAUCUUGCUCUGAGGACGUCAUUUGGUGCUACAGCCAACACACUAGCCGUCUCCAUGGUAUCGACCAAUGGCAAGCAGCACCAUUGAUUGUUAGCACACCAAUUGGCACACACAGCUGUCAAAUAACGGAUUAAAACCAAAGUUAUCAGAAAAGCGAUAAGAACUACCUAAAUUGACAGAAACCAUCUUUGCGAAAAAUAUAUUUGAUGUUCACUUUGAUCUUUUAGUUUGGCCCAUGUCCCAUCCUCUAACAUGGAGGGGGCGGGGUUUAUGACUUAUACUGUACAGCAGCUGGCCACCAGGGGGCGAUCGAGAUGUUCUGGCUUCACUUUUUGGGAGCUGUCAUAUCAUCCAUCUUUAUAUACAGUCUAUAGAUUCACCCAUCGCCUUCCAUUCAUCUACACUUUGACUUCAUGGUCAAAAAACAUGUUACAGUGGACAAUCACCUGUAUUAUAUUUACUGAUCCAGGUCAUGAAAGAGCAGAUGCACUAACCAUUUUGUAGUUUUUACGUUCGACAACCCCCACUGACUGCUGCCAUAGACCCAUUUUUACUCAUAAAUAAAUAUGGGCAGAAGCAGGAUUGCGGGGAGCAACAAGAAGAACAUUAAUGAUUACGCGUUGUAGACUUCAACAUUGUUACAGUCAUUGUAUUUUUUCCUACAGGCAAAAUGAAGAGUUUGUGCAAUUAAGGGGUUACAUUUCAAAAUAAGAUAUCGAUCAGUUAAAAAAAUCGACACUAAAUCCCAUAAAAUUACAGCUGAUGUUAAAAACAUGUUUUUGUGAUAAUUUUUAAUACAACUGUUUACAAAAUAUUUAUGCUUGAGAAGAUGUUACAGACUUUACAUGGUAGUCUGGUUACAAAAUUAACUCAAGGUGAUCGGGUGUCUUACUCAGUCAUGUCAUUUAAAGAAGGUUUCUGUGGAUUUGAUACUAUCUGGUGGUAAUUACUUGUCAUGUGCAACUUGCUUCAUUUUCAAGCCCACACAAACAAAAUAAUUAAUAGGGUUCAUGAUACGAUAUUAUAUUGAUUCUGUGGACAAUGAUACAAUAUUUGCUGAUAUCACAAAGUCUGCCACGACAUGAUUUCGAUUUGAUUCAGUUCAGGGGGCUGCGAUCGAUAUCAGACAAUAUAUUGAGACGAGACGAAGGAGGUGUGCUUGGACAGAAAUGGUGACAGAUGCUCCAUAGGAAUACCUCUUUAAAGUGAUGAUAUGCAUCAAUGGUUUCACUUUGCAUCGAUAAUAUUGGAUCGUUGAUCAUCGAAUUGAUAUAACGAUCCGAACAAUGUAUAGUUACACCUCUAAUAAUUACCCCCCUUGAGUAAAACUCAAAUUGCAUCAUAAUUUAUGAUGCAGUAAUCCCACUGAUUGUACAGUGACCUGAGUUUGUCUGUCAGCUGCUCUGUGGUUUGUUUGAACCCACGGAGACCUUGACGUUUACGACACUACAAUGUGUGACGAAAGACGAUAAUCUACACAAAGCUAUCUGUUCGACCAUGUGAUUUUCCAAGUCGCAAGAAGAAAGACAUAAACUGUGUUGACGCAACUGAAUGUAGGUUUGAGUUAAACUCCUUCGCUUGCAGUUUAUUUUAGCUCAUUCUUUGCUCUAAUAAUCAUUCCAAGACAACGAUCUAGACUGGAUCUGCCCUGCCUUUACGACAAGACCAACUGAGGUAAACAUUCAAGCGGGAAUAAAGUAGACAAAGGUGUGUAUUACACAAUAAUGAGUACACAUUUGCUUUACUAAAAAGGUACACAGAAAUAAACCAAACAGUGGUUUAAAGAGCUGCCUCGAAUAUUUUUGAAGGGGAAAUGUUUGACAAUGGCCACGUGUGGCCAGUAUCUGUGUCGAUUUAUCUCGUAUCCUUGUUUGCACAUUGAUUGAUCCUAAUCAGUAUUUCAAUGGUGUCCAAGUGCCUUGUGUUUCAUCCGAAAUAUACCACACAAUAUAUGAAAAAUAUUUACACAAAUGUAAAGUGUAUAAAUGUACUUUUCAUUGCAUUUUAGAAAACUGAAGUUUAAUAAUAUGACAACAGAUGUGAUUUGUACAUCAGGGCCACUGCAACACUUUCCAAGGAUGUCACCAGUGUUGAUGACUGUGACAAUGACUCAAUGUCAAUAAACACAAAUUUAAAAAAAAAUCUCUGCGUGUUGUGUUUAGAUGCCUGUCCUGUGU
This is a messenger RNA of Epinephelus moara (kelp grouper), 5546 nucleotides long. Its product is annotated as zinc finger protein GLIS2-like. Gene Ontology annotation, molecular function: RNA polymerase II cis-regulatory region sequence-specific DNA binding; DNA-binding transcription factor activity, RNA polymerase II-specific. Gene Ontology annotation, cellular component: nucleus. Gene Ontology annotation, biological process: regulation of transcription by RNA polymerase II; smoothened signaling pathway. Bases 469 to 1941 code for a protein of 490 amino acids. The transcript has 7 exons. The record is from RefSeq and is a predicted model, not a curated record. Lineage: Eukaryota; Metazoa; Chordata; Actinopteri; Perciformes; Serranidae.